Hevea brasiliensis (rubber tree) is the source of this 1530-nucleotide messenger RNA. Its product is annotated as protein IN CHLOROPLAST ATPASE BIOGENESIS, chloroplastic. The record is from RefSeq and is a predicted model, not a curated record. The transcript is spliced from 10 exons. Lineage: Eukaryota; Viridiplantae; Streptophyta; Magnoliopsida; Malpighiales; Euphorbiaceae. Bases 46 to 1191 code for a protein of 381 amino acids.
UAGCAUCAGUGACAGUGAGCGCCACUGUAAUUGAUAAUCAAAGGAAUGCAGAUCGGCGGCGGAGUGGUGUUUGGAGCUCCACGCGCCACCUCUAUAGUUUUCAGCCGCCGCAUACCAACGCUUCGCAGCUUCUCUUCUCUAUGUUCUUCUCCUUCAUCCUUUACUGAGCAUAUAAGUUUUAUGAAAGAAGUGGCUGCAACUGAGCCUCCAAGGCAUUUGCCUCAUUUGCUGAGAUUGCUCAAGACCAGAGGUGACGCCAUCAUUUCCCCUGAAGCCAAGCAAGGAUUGAUCCCCCUUGUAGUUCCACUGGCUAAAAAUAGCUCAGAUGCUGUGAUUGCGUUGCUGAGAUGGCCAACGGCACCACUUGGAAUGGAAAUGCCAGUGGUGGAGGUUCAUAAACAUGGAGUUUGGCUUCUGGCAAAGACUGUAGAUCAAUUUAUCCACAGAAUCCUGGUUGAGGAAGAUGCCAAAAAGCCUACAGAAGGCAAUGACAACCUUUUUCAUGCUGCAACUGAUGCUGGGCAGAAUCUUUAUACAAAGGGUGAUUUUGCUAAAUCUCAGAUUUCAGAUCUGGAAGUGUAUCUCUUAAAAAAGGUUGGUUUGUUUCCGGAUGUCCUAGAGCGCAAAGUGAUGCGUCAUUUUGAAAAAGGAGACCAUGUUUCAGCUUUGGUGACGGGGGAAUUUUAUACAAAGAAAGAGCACUUUCCAGGAUUUGCACGGCCGUUUGUAUUCAAUGCUGAGGUUUUGCUGAAGUUCGUGGAAUUUUUCCUAUCGCUUCUACAAAAUGUUAUUGUAAAAAAUUUGGUCAGUAUUUUCUUUGCUUUAGCAUUCUAUGUAUCAUCUAUUGCUUUCUAUAGGGUUGGGCGUAAGCUAGAAGCCAAGGAUGCUGCCAGGGGAGCUCUGAAGUCACCAUGGUGGACUCUGGGUUGCAGGUACCAGGAAGUUGCUCAAAUAGCAGAAUGGGAUGAUGAACAAAUUGAGUAUAUUAAAGAAAGAGUGACAGAGGCAGGCAGGCAGGAGGACCUCAAUAAGGGGAAGGAUCCUACUCAGAUUGCAUUGGAUGAAGCAGCUUUUUUGCUGGACUUGGCUUCUGUCGAAGGUACUUGGGAUGACUAUUUGGAGCGAAUUGCUGCAUGCUAUGAGGAGGCUGGACUUCAUGAUAUUGCAAGAUUUGUAGAAUACAGAGAUUGACUUGUCACGUUGGUGCAAAAGAUCAGUCCUAUCGUUUGCGCAGUGGCUGAUUGUUAGCUCAAUUUGCUUCUAAAUACACACAAAAUCAAAUUUAGGAAAACAAUAAAGAAGUUUCAAAUUCUUCAUUGCCAAACCUGUGGAUCAAUCUGUACUGAUUAUUGACAUGAGCAGAAAAUUGUGAUGAUUCUUAAUCGGUUGUUAGGUGAUCUCUCAUGUAGCUGGCUUGAGUCGUGCAUAAUGAAUCACAGAGGCAAUGUUCCAGGAGUAGGGGAACAUUAGAGUCAGGAGUGUAUCUUCCAUUCCGUUUUCCAAUAUGGUUGGUUUUUGCAUUUUGUGCCA